AUGCCUGGGGCUCUUUUCGAUCCCAUGGCCAAGGUAUGCAAGGAGAUGGCAGCUCUAUCGUCACCACCUUUUCAACAGAAAUUGAUAGAUACGCGGCGUCGUCCGCACUCAAGAGGAGGCCAUACCGAUCACCGAGGAGUUCAUCUUCUCAACUCGGAAACCAAAACGGCCACGUCCAAAAACGAAAGGCCGUCUAUUGACCACCACCCCGAUGCCGGUUUCGCAUACUACCACAGCACUUCCAACUUCUUCUCAUCGAUCCGCCAAGAGCCCCAAACUGUGCUACUCUCCGAUGACCACAAUAGCACCCCCUCAAUCCCCUCAACCUCGCACGAUCGCCUCCAGGCCGUACAGUCCCGUAUUUACACCACCGAAUCGUAA
Messenger RNA from Ostertagia ostertagi, 381 nucleotides. The record is from the annotation of a GenBank genome assembly. Lineage: Eukaryota; Metazoa; Nematoda; Chromadorea; Rhabditida; Trichostrongylidae.